AUGGUAGACGAUUUUGCUGAUGCUGAAGCCAAGGAGAAGUCGACCGAUGCAGUAGAAGUUAUUAGGCGGAAUCCGCCUCCAUUUGUCGUAAGUUUUUUUGGUUUUUUCUUGCUUUUUAGGAUAUUUGGGAAUAGUAAUUGAUGGCUUGGAGGGCAGGAAGUGUUACACAUUGUUAAAUUUGUUAUAACAAGAAAGUAAAGGAUGUUUAGUUUGACACAUUGCGUUUUUGAAUCAAUGCGUUUAAUUUGAUCUUAGGUAGAUUAAGUGUAAGACCAGAAUUUACUGUUGGAAAAGUUAUAAAAGCAGUAUUAUAAAUAACUUUUCUAAUGGUUGAUUAAGAUUUGUAAAAUUCUUUGUUUAGAUAUUGUUUACUGAUAAUAUUACUUUUAAAUCAACUUUUUUACUAUUUUUCUUCAAUUUUUCACGUUUAUAUUAUUUUAGGUAGAAAGCCCAAUUGGUCCGGGUGAACAUCCGCUGGAGUACACAUAUACCUUUUCUUAUUUCCAACGUCCAACUGGUAAAUUUGACCCUGAAGACUAUGCUCACUUUGUUCAACCAAUAGCUACUUUCAAUUCCGUGGAACAGUUUUGGGAAGUCUACAAACACAUCAAACGGCCGUCAGGUAUGUUUUUAAAUGAUUAUUUUUUUAAGAUGUAGGUUUUUUGGUGUUUUUAAAAUUGUGUUAUUGGCAAAUAUUUUAAACAAUAAAGUUCUUUAAGUCAAUUAGAUAAAAUAAUACAUAAGCUUUCGUGGACCUUUAAAUUUUGGUUAGGCUGCUAUUAUUAAAGACUAAUGAAAUGAGUUUUAGAUAUCAACCGAAAGGCCGAUUUUCACUUGUUCAAGAAGGGAAUCAAGCCGGUCUGGGAAGAUUCGGCUAACAAAAAGGGUGGGAAAUGGAUUCUGAGGCUACGGAAGGGACUGUCUUCCAGGAUUUGGGAGAAUUUGUUGUUAGCGAUGAUAGGUACGUUUUAUUCUUUUUGCACUGUUAAUUUCUUAAAUUAGCAUUGAAAAGAGUGAAAUUUCGUAUGAUUAUUAACGAAACUGUUUUUCAGGAGAACAGUUUCUAGUAGGCGAAGAGAUCUGUGGUGCUGUUUGUUCAGUUCGAAACCAAGAAGACAUAAUUUCCUUGUGGAAUAAGACUGCCAGUCAUCAAGGUGUUACCAACCGCAUCCGUGACACAAUGCGACGUAUUCUGAAUCUGCCGAACAAUGCCAUCCUCGAGUAUAAACGUCACGAUGACUGUCUGCGUGACCAGAGUUCCUAUCGACACACCGUUCCAGCAUGGGCACGUUAA
This is a messenger RNA of Bursaphelenchus okinawaensis, 1294 nucleotides long. Lineage: Eukaryota; Metazoa; Nematoda; Chromadorea; Rhabditida; Aphelenchoididae. The record is from the annotation of a GenBank genome assembly.